GAGCGCCACUGCAUUGCAGGAAUCCGAGGGCGAGCACGGGCAAAAGCGAUGGCCGCGUCCAGGCCGCACCACCGGGCGCCGCCGGGGCGCGUGCCCACGAGGUGCGUCGCCGCGCUCUGCGCCGCCUGCUUCCUCCUCGGCGUCUGCGUCGUCAACCGCUACUGGGCGGUCCCCGAGCCACCCGACUGCCGAAGCAAGGCGAAUUCUGGCCGUUCGAGGGCCAUGCUGAGCCAAGCACAAACCCGCGAAGUCGUCAUCGCGUUGGACAGAACGAUAUCGGACAUCGAGAUGCGCCUGGCUGCCGCUAGAGCUGCGCAGAUGAGGAGCCAAGGCGUGUCGCCGAGUGAUUCAGCCGCUGACCAGGGAAACAUGCGACCUAGAUUGCUUUUCGUCAUGGGUAUCAUGACCACGUUCAAUAAUCGGAGGCGCAGAGACUCUAUCAGGAAGACGUGGAUGCCAGAAGGUGAGGGUUUGCGAAGGCUGGAGAAGGACAAGGGCAUUGUCAUGCGUUUUGUUAUUGGACGAAGUGCAAACCCUGGUCCUGACAGUGAAGUGGAGCGUGCCAUGGAUGCAGAAGAUAAAGAAUACAAUGAUAUUCUUAGACUUAAUCACGUUGAAGGCCAGGAUGGGCUUCCUUUGAAGAUUCAGAUGUUUCUUUCAACUGCUCUGUCCACGUGGGAUGCUGAUUUCUAUGUCAAAGUUGACGAUGAUGUUCAUGUCAACAUCGGUAUGCCUACACAGAACCCUUUGUUGCUGGUAAAUGUUUCGCCGGUAUUCUCAUGCACUGAGGUUUUCUCUCUUAACACAGGUAUUACCAGAUCGAUUUUGGCACGGCAUAGGUCAAAACCUCGGGUGUACAUCGGCUGCAUGAAAUCCGGACCUGUGAUUGCUAACAAUGAAUCUAAAUAUUACGAACCAGAUCAUUGGAAGUUUGGGACUGCGGGUAACAACUACUUUAGGCACGCAACACGGCAGCUGUAUGCUAUAACAAGGGACUUGGCGACCUACGUAUCAGCAAACAAGCAUAUCUUGCACAAAUAUACAAAUGAAGAUGUAUCAUUUGGUUCUUGGUUGAUUGGGUUGGAUGUUGAGCAUGUUGAUGAGAGAAGCCUUUGUUGUGGUAUUCCUCCAGACUGCGAAUGGAAGGCGCAGGCUGGGAACCCAUGUGGGGCAUCCUUCGACUGGAACUGCUCCGGCGUCUGCAAUCCAGCAGAGAGAAUGGAGGAGGUGCACCGGCGAUGCUGGGAACAUCGCGAGGCUGCUCUGCCACAAGCGCAGGAGUCUUGACAACCAAGGGGUGGUGGCAUCCUUGUGCUGCUCCAUGUAAACUCAUGUAAUUAUUCAGUAGACGGCUAGACGCAGACGUAGCAGCUGUCGUGCCGUGGUCUGGGUUCUUGGAGCUACAAAUUUUUGCCUUCCGACACCAUUUGCAUGAAUUGGAGGGAAAAUUUGAACAGAGCUACUGCAUAGUGAAGGUUUUGCAUCGUGUAUGUAAGAUAUCCGAUAUGUGAAGAUGAAUGCAGGAAAGCUCUGCAAAUUGUGUCUGUCAUGAUUAAAUGGACACAAUAUCCCUGAAACGGAACACCUUUUUCCUGAAUUCUCAA
Messenger RNA from Triticum dicoccoides, 1604 nucleotides. Its product is annotated as beta-1,6-galactosyltransferase GALT31A-like. Gene Ontology annotation, molecular function: galactosyltransferase activity. The record is from RefSeq and is a predicted model, not a curated record. Gene Ontology annotation, cellular component: Golgi membrane. The transcript has 11 exons. The coding region runs from base 49 to 1287 and encodes 412 amino acids. Lineage: Eukaryota; Viridiplantae; Streptophyta; Magnoliopsida; Poales; Poaceae.